Molecule: messenger RNA, 378 nt
Organism: Necator americanus (New World hookworm)
Lineage: Eukaryota; Metazoa; Nematoda; Chromadorea; Rhabditida; Ancylostomatidae
Exons: 4
Coding region: 1-378 (125 amino acids)
Source: RefSeq, a predicted model, not a curated record
AUGGCAGAUUGUGGAGCGCUUCUGGCGUACUGUCGGCAACUUGACUCGCCAGAAACCUCGGCAGACUACUGGCGGCGUAUAACAACAGAUACUAGUUUGGUGCGAUGGUGGGCGUUCCGUUGUGGAUCAUUCAUUGCAAGAGAGGCAGAAUGUGGUUCCAUGAUCAAAGAAACGACGACAUAUAUGAGGAUUAAAUCUUACAGGUAUAAAAUCCCAAAUUAUCGUGAGCCAUCACAACUCACGCGCACACUCUUCUUGAGCUAUUCUACUGGUGUGGUAUGUUUAGGAGAAAGCGGAGCUCGAAACUUCAAAUGCACAGUGAGACAAGAGCUGUUGGGAAUGAAUAUCGGUACAAUUCAACUUAUGGUACCACAUUGA